CAUAAACUGCACAACCGCUGCUCACUUCACUUGGGCAGUUCAAUGUUGAGUCUUUUAGUUUUGUUUCGACUUAGCUUCUGUCUGCACCACCUGUGUCCAUGGCCAAGUCAAUGAGUCUGCUGUGGGGGGCUGGAUCCCCUCCCUGCUGGCGAGUUAUGAUCACUCUGGAGGAAAAGAAGCUGCAGGGCUACAAACACAAGCUGCUGUCUUUUGAGAAAGGAGAGCACAAAUCUCAGGAAGUCUUGGAAAUCAACCCGAGAGGACAGCUUCCUGCCUUUAAACACGGAGACAACAUACUGAAUGAGUCCAGUGCAGUGUGCUUAUACCUGGAGAAUCAGUUCAAGUCCCAGGGAAACAAACUGAUCCCUGACAGCCCUACAGAACAAGCACUGAUGUACCAACGCAUGAUGGAGGGUCUCACCCUCACUGAUAAACUCAAUUCAGUUAUCUACUCUGACUGGCUGGUCCCUGAGGAGGAGAGACAUGAGUCUGCUGUGAAGAGAAACAGGGAAGCUCUGGCUGCUGAACUCAGCCUCUGGGAGGGUUACCUGCAGAAGGUGGCUGCAGGCUCAUACCUGGCAGGGGCCUUCUCCUUGGCUGAUGUGAUUGUCUUCCCAAACGUUGCCUAUGCUUUCCGUUUCGGGCUGUCCGUUGGACGUUACCCCAAGCUGGCCAAAUAUUACAGCCUGUUGAAGGACAGACCCAGCAUUAAAGCCAGCAGGCCUCCACACUGGAUGGCCAGCCCACAGGGUUGUGACAUCCUGAAGGAUCUCUGAAACCCACUGACAUUACCUUCACCGUGUUAUUGUUUA
This is a messenger RNA of Morone saxatilis (striped sea-bass), 812 nucleotides long. Its product is annotated as glutathione S-transferase A-like. Bases 99 to 776 code for a protein of 225 amino acids. Gene Ontology annotation, cellular component: cytoplasm. The transcript is spliced from 6 exons. NCBI's taxonomy places the organism in Eukaryota, Metazoa, Chordata, Actinopteri, Moronidae. Gene Ontology annotation, molecular function: glutathione transferase activity; glutathione binding. The record is from RefSeq and is a predicted model, not a curated record.